This is a messenger RNA of Sinocyclocheilus anshuiensis, 2734 nucleotides long. RefSeq names its product neuregulin 1 (gene nrg1). The transcript is spliced from 9 exons. Gene Ontology annotation, molecular function: chemorepellent activity; protein tyrosine kinase activator activity. NCBI's taxonomy places the organism in Eukaryota, Metazoa, Chordata, Actinopteri, Cypriniformes, Cyprinidae. The record is from RefSeq and is a predicted model, not a curated record. Bases 623 to 2659 code for a protein of 678 amino acids. Gene Ontology annotation, biological process: intracellular signal transduction; animal organ development; activation of transmembrane receptor protein tyrosine kinase activity.
GCUGUUCUUCCUAAUUGGAUCAAGCGCAGACUUGCCCGACUCUGUGCUCAGUGUUCGCAGUGUGAGAGGAUCGAGACAGCAGACACAGCGAGAGACAGAACGUGUGUGUUGGUGUGAUGAUAAGGAGAGGGAGAAAGAGGAGGGGUGAAAGCAGGGGUGUGUGUCAUCCUCUACUCAAGCUUGCGUGCGGUUCUGUGCUCAAGUCUUUCCAAGAGUAGGUGCUUUGAUCGGACAUGCACCUGCUGCCGCUUUCGGAUGAUUCAGCCGUUUUCUGCAGAGCAUGAACCGCAGCCCAGGCGCUCCAGCCCUGCCCCCAGGUGAGUGCAGCGCUCUCUGAGGCGGGAUCCACCCUCGGGCGGCCUCCGGAGCAUAUGCCUUAUUUAUAGACUGGCUGCCUGUGUUUUUCUUCCUGCUCUGUGAGAACGAACCCGGGCGACAGAAAUCAGAGCCACGGAAGUCUUCCUCUUUAGUAACGAGGUUAGUCGGUUGAGCAUCGUGUACAGUCCCUUCCCCCUCGCUGCUGAUCUGAUAAUGGAAAGAAGACUUUACGAGGCAGCAUGCCUGCCGCAGCAUUAGAGGAGUCCUGUGCAGCUGCUUCUGAGCGACCGAACCAGGGGCGGAGAUGAAGUCGGAAGCGGCGGAGGACAUCUCUGCCGGACUUGCAUCUCAAGAGGCUCCUUCGGAUGCCUUGUCUGAGGUGGCCACGAAAGAGACGCCCGAGGAAGUGGAGGAGGACGUGGCGGGGGGCAGCGACGGCUCAGAGAGUGGUCCUCUGGGAUGCAUGCCUUUGCCUGUGGCUGCAUGCUGCGUGUGCCUCGAUCUGGAGCGGGUGAGUAGCUGCAUCCGCUCUGAAAAAAUCUGCAUCUUGCCCAUCCUGGCCUGCUUGCUAAGUCUUGCCCUCUGCACCGCCGGCCUCAAGUGGGUCUUUGUGGACAAGAUCUUCGAAUACGAGCCGCCGACCCACCUUGAUCUCAAGCGCAUCGGACAGGAUCCUAUAAUCAAUUCAGACUUCACUCAGAACUCCACAUCAGUCUCACCUUCCACCCCGUCGACUCCGUCUGUCCCAGGACAGCCCAAGGUCUUUGUGGAAGGGGAGUCCACGGGCAGACCCUUUGAGCCGCCCUCAUCGAAGGUGCCCGUUUUUACGCCCACUGCAGCAGUGACUGUCCACACAAACUCUGUGUCUCCACCCAGCCCCAAGAGUACCUUCAAACCCCUCCAGAAUGGCACUGCAAACCAGUAUCCAUCUCAAACUCUGGAAUCUAACGAUAUUGUUCCAAAGACCUCGGCCACCAGCACCACUCCCUCAGCCAAGACCUCCAGUCAUGUGACGCGCUGCAGCGAGAGCGAGAGGAAUUACUGCGUGAACGGCGGCGAAUGCUUCACGCUGGAGGUCACACCCGGCAACAUCAGACGCCUCUGCAGGUGCCUUCCAGGAUACACAGGGAACCGCUGUCAAACCUCAGACCCUGUGAGAGUCGUAGACCCCAAACAAGCUGAGGAGCUCUAUCAGAAACGUGUUUUGACUAUAACAGGCAUCUGCAUCGCUCUUCUAGUUGUUGGCAUCAUGUGUGUGGUGGCUUACUGCAAAACAAAGAAACAGAGGAAGAAGUUGCAUGAUCGUUUGCGGCAGAGUUUACGAGAGCGAAACGCUGCGGCCAAAGGCCCUCAGCACCCCCACCCUCCACCCGAAAACCUGCAGCUGGUCAAUCAUUACAUGCCGAAAAAUAGCAUCCCUCCUCUUGUGCACGUGACGGACAAAGAAGUGGAAACAUCUCUCUCUACAAACGAGUUUACUUCAUCAACACAUCCGUCCACUGCUGUCUCUCACUCCUCCAGCCAGAGCUGGAGUAAUGGGAAAGCAGAGAGCGUGGUUUCUGACAGUCACGCAGUCCUGGUCAAGUCAUCGGUGGAGAACUGCCGGCAUGGUACGCCUGGUCACAGGGGGCGUCUGAAUGCUACAGGAGGAGUCCAUCAGCUCAACAAUCACCUGAAGAGCUCCAGAGGAGCCCAGGGCUCUUGCAGAGACUCCCCCUACAGCGAGAGGUAUGUUUCUGCCAUGACUACACCCAGCCGUCUGUCCCCCGUGGGGCUUCUCUCUCCGGCGACGCCCUCCUCGCCUCCCUCCGAGAUGUCGGCUCCUCUGUCCAGCCUGGCGACCUCCGUUCCAUCCAUGGCAGCGAGUCCCUCGGGGGAGGAGGAGCGACCCCUGCUGUUCCGGACCCCGCCGAUCCUGCGUGACAAAUCCGGUCUGAACCAGUCAGGCCAUAAUCUCCGCAACUCGGCUCACUACAAUCACGGCCUGGAGCUGCUCAGUCCUCCGGCCAGCCCUCUGCACACCAUGGAGCAGGAGGAGAGUUCACAGCAGUACCAAAGCACAGCCGCAGCGUCCGGCCCGAACAGCUCCAGAACUCAGCCGAGCGGCCAGACGGCGCUGGAAACGGUCAGCGGCAGUAACUCAGAGAGCAGCAGCUCGGAGAGCGAGACUGAGGAGGACACGCCGUUUCUGGGCUUACAGAGCCCUCUGGCCGCUGGAUCAGUUGUUGUGGACGGGCUGGAGGGCAGCAGAACUAACCCCGCGCUGCUCCUCUCACCGCAACACGACCUGCAGAGCAGACUGACGGCCAUCAUGGCCAACCAAGAUCCUAUAGCUGUGUGAAAGAUGCAUCGAAGAAAAAAAUCACCACUAAACCUUUAUUUUCUAUAAUUAAGUAUAGCAAAAAGAAAAACGUCA